AGUCAUCUCGGUGAUAUCUGGCAACUCGGGCGGUGGCGCGUCGUGGGAGAAUCAGCGUGCGGUGUUUGUUACCUCGCCGUGAGCCAGUGGUUGUAAUAAUGCGUUUUAGAUGGAGGCAAGGACCCAGCUUCAUCAUUCUCUCCUCCCCGAUCCAUUCACCGGCCAAGAGGAUGGGUCUGAACUGAUCUCGGAGCUGAAGCCUGUUUUCCAGCCCCGGCUCUACGGAUCGCCUGGCUGCGAGACAUGGAGCGUGUGUUUCUCUCCGGACGGUACACGCUUCGCUUGGUCCGCGGGUUACGGACUGGUGAGGGUGCUGCCGUGGCCUCUGCCUUCCAAGCUUCAUGCUGCAGAUUCUAAGACUGAAGAGAAAAUGCUGGACUGUGGAGACACCGUAUGGGGCAUGGCGUUCGGGCCAUGUGUCUCAAACCGGGCAAAAUCUGUAAAAGGCCAAGAACUGCUGCUAGCAACAGGUCUCACUAACGGGAUGAUCAAGGUGUGGGUCGUCUCCACUGGAAAGUUACUGUUCAGUCUGACCGGCCACCAGUCAGUCGUGAGAGAUUUGGUCUUCACUCCAAAUGGAAGUCUCACGCUUGUGUCAGCCUCCAGGGACAAAACUUUGAGAGUUUGGGACUUGGCAAAGAAAGGUUCACCAUCCCGUGUGCUCAUUGGUCCAAACUACUGGGUGUUCAAAUGUUCUGUUUCUCCAGAUAGCAGUCUGAUUGCUUCAGUCUGUAAGCUCGACACAAAAGUUUAUCUCUGGAGUCUUCGAUCCUUCACCUUCGUCAGGAACCUGAAAUACGAUCAGGAGCGGUCCAUGGUGUCCUGCGAUUUCUCUGCGGACGGAGCGCUGCUUGCGGUCGGGUCUUACCGUGCUGCGACAGGAUGGUGGCUGGACCUGUGGGAUCCCUACACUGCAGAUCACCUGAUUAAACUGGAGGACUGUGAUCUGUGCGUGUGCAGAAAUGACAAUCUGCUGACAGCUUUGGCGUUUUCUCCUGUAUUCCCUCAUCUGGCUUUCAAAGACUACAGGGCGUUACAGAUUUGGGACAUGGAACAAGACAAACUGGUUUUGGUGUCGGAUCGUAACCGGGUCAGCGGACUGUGUUGCGCCUUCCACCCACGAGGCAGCGCCAUCGCUACAGGGUGUCGAGACGGACACGUAAAGUUCUGGAGAGUUCCUCGCCUGGUUCCCAGCCUGCGACAUUUGUGUCGCACCACGCUCAGGUACUCCGUGUCCACCUUCCAGGUGCGGGCUUUACCGCUCCCGAAGAAAAUCCUGGACUUCCUCACGUACAGAGAUAUUCCUAAGAUCAAGAUCCUACGCUGCAGUGAACAUUACAGCUGAUGUGGAGGAGCUUUUGAUUCGUGGUUGCUGCACGAAGCUGCUUUUAUUUCAAAGCUUGAACAGUACGGCAAAAAAAUGAGGGGGGGGGGGGUUAGAGAAACACAAACCUAUACAUAAGGAAGUAGAAAAUUUAUUUAAACAAUUUUACAUUAUAUAUACUGCUGCUGUAACACUGGUACAUUUUAAUAGAUGUAACAUCUGAUUUUAUUUGUACACAUUUGUGUGUGUGUGUGAUAACUGGAUUAGCCAUCACUGACCACUAUCUCUCUAACUGCCUGGAAAGCAGCUACCAUUGAACUCAGCUGAAUCUUCUCACUGGUUCCAGAGGCCAAGCGAUACCUUAGAGAGGGAGAGAGAGACCGAAUUAGAGAGAGAGAGAGAGAGAGAGAGAGAGAGAGAGAGUGAACGAGAUCGCAAUGCAGUGAGCGCGAGUGAGAGAGUUUGAGACAACAAGAGUGAGAGAAAACGAGACCGUGAGAGUCGGAGAAUGAGAGAACGAAUGAGAGACAAUGAGGGAGAAUGAUACAAGAGAGCAAAAAUGAGCGACAGCGCACGAGCAAAGGACGAACGAGAGUUGAGAAUGAAGGAGAGAUAGGAGGAGCUUGAAAUCCUGCUGUAGUUUGAAAUAAAGGAACAAGUUAUUUAUGAAAAGUGAUGCGUCAUUUUGUGAUGUUUAUUACAACAUCCACGUAUGUAGCGUUCUACGGAAACCUCAGAUUUAUUUAUUUAUAUUUUUCAAAACCUGCACGGUUCUGCUGACAUGCCAACGGAAAGUAACUGCUACUCACUCGAUGUCGGCCAGCUUAAUCAGCAAGCCCAUCCGAAUGGCUGGAGGAAAAUCCACUGCAGGAGUGCGACAGGACGAAGAGAAAACAAAAUCAAAACCAUUUCACCCGCAACAGAAAGGUCAUCGAUCAGCAGGACGAUCCGAGCCUCGAAUUCACGUCUUUAGUUUUGCACUGGAGCGACGAGGCUGUGUGG
This is a messenger RNA of Ictalurus punctatus (channel catfish), 2326 nucleotides long. It is a transcript of the gene wsb2, whose product is annotated as WD repeat and SOCS box containing 2. Gene Ontology annotation, molecular function: protein binding. NCBI's taxonomy places the organism in Eukaryota, Metazoa, Chordata, Actinopteri, Siluriformes, Ictaluridae. Gene Ontology annotation, biological process: intracellular signal transduction. The record is from RefSeq and is a predicted model, not a curated record. The transcript is spliced from 9 exons. The coding region runs from base 110 to 1345 and encodes 411 amino acids.